AUGUCCAAUGACGCAGCUGGUGCAAAAUUGUGUUCUGUAGAUUUUGAGAUAUUUGGCCAUGUCCAAGGGGUCUGUUUCAGAAUGUACACAGAAAAGGAGGGUCUGAGACUGGGUCUGUGUGGCUGGGUGAAGAACACCAACAAGGGCACUGUGGUCGGCCAGGUUCAGGGGCCUGCAGACAUGAUCUGUGAGAUGAAGGUGUGGCUGAGUAAGGAGGGGAGUCCCAGCUGUCGCAUCACCCGAGCCUCGUUCUCCAAUGAGAGAUCCAUUGACAAGGUGGAGCUCUUUGGCUUCAAGACACGCUUCUGA
Molecule: messenger RNA, 309 nt
Organism: Salvelinus namaycush (lake trout)
Lineage: Eukaryota; Metazoa; Chordata; Actinopteri; Salmoniformes; Salmonidae
Product: acylphosphatase-2-like
Exons: 4
Coding region: 1-309 (102 amino acids)
Molecular function (GO): acylphosphatase activity
Source: RefSeq, a predicted model, not a curated record